Molecule: messenger RNA, 3854 nt
Organism: Pectinophora gossypiella (pink bollworm)
Lineage: Eukaryota; Metazoa; Arthropoda; Insecta; Lepidoptera; Gelechiidae
Exons: 10
Coding region: 342-1946 (534 amino acids)
Biological process (GO): mitophagy by internal vacuole formation; mitochondrial protein catabolic process
Cellular component (GO): mitochondrial outer membrane
Source: RefSeq, a predicted model, not a curated record
GCCGCGCACGCGUCUGUCUCUCACGCUCACUACUCUGUGCUGCAAGCGUGCCCGCUCGCGGCAUCACGCAUUACUCUGUGCAUGUUCGAAAUUUUAAAAUAUACAAGUUUUUGGAUGCCAUUUUGAAUUUGUUUCUUUUAUAUUUCAAUAAAGGGGUUUUGCGUUCGUAUAUUUUAUCGAAUUUUUUACUUUUUUAAAAGACUGUGUUGUGUGGACAUAUCCGGUGUUCAGUGAUAGUGCUUUAGAUUGGAUUUGCUCUAUUGUAUACGAUCGCAACAUAAUCUACAUUGACACCAACAAACACGAUGGGCUAGCGCUACCACUGCAACUCGAACGUAAAGAUGAACGACAGUCGAGAGCGAAUUCGUCGUGAGAGGGAGAGAGAGAAGAAUACGUAUACCUCUCCCCGUCUCGCCUUGCGCAGAGUGCUGUUACUGUCUGAAGGGAGACAAUUCAGAGAGGCAGCGGCCAUAUUGUCGCGGCUUGGGCCCGGCGUGCUGCAAUCAGUGGCGACAGAGCUGCCGAUAGAUCUGCUUGUUGAGUCCCUGCCGCACUCCGCUCAUCUGCUUGAGACACUUCUUAACAGACUAAUAUCCCUGGAGAUCCUCCCUCGCCCGGACGUGCAAUGCGAGUCAAUCGCAUGGCGGCUGGUGUGCCUGCUGGGCGGCGAGCAGGGCGCGGCGCUGCGUGCGCGCACCACGCGGCUGGCGGCGGCGCUCGCGCAGUACACGCCGCUCGCGAGAGACACUGUCGACACCAGGCGGCGGCAGCUCGACCAAGCUGUACAGGGUCUGGGCACGCACGGUCUGACUGCUGACUCAUCUGGCACGCUGAUAUCGCUCCACGUGGCGAUGAAGAACGAGCUGCAGCGCCACGUCGACGUCUACAAGCAGGCGCUCCACAAACUAGAGGAGCUGUCUCCAGUGACAAUAAACCAGGACCCGGCUUCGUCAUCCCACCAGCGUCUCUUGGCACUCUCUCACGGAGACGUAGAGCGACGGCUGAUCGACAACAAGUCUCUGCUGACCAUAGUGGACAAACCAGCACUAAGGCAGCUGCCGACCCUGGUGUCAGCUUUGGCAGCCAGGGUGGAAAGCGAUAAAGCGGUUCUGGCGUGUGUUGGCCAGAUCAAAAGGAGCGAUCCGACCCUGGAUUUGACAGAUACGAGGCCAGUAGCGGGCGUGCUGAUGAGCUACUCGCGUGGCUGUGCGGCGGUUCUUGAACAGAUGACGGAGGCGGAGCCCCAGGGCUCCGAGACCCGGCACAGCGAGCGCUCGCAGACUGACUCGGCCAGCGACGGAUACCACUCCGACAGUGACGACUCGCACCAACAUCCUGACAGGAGCAAGCUAGUAUCGCAGUACGCAGGGGUGUGGGCGCGCGCGGCGGACGAGGCGUUACCUGCGCUUGCGUCGCUCGAGCCGUUGCGCGCCACGCCGCAUCUCAAGUACAAGAUCGUCUUCUCUGUCGUCGUUCUGUCGUUCCGCGCAGCGAUCAGCCUGCGCGACCGGCGACUCAACGAGGUGAAGACCCUGCUGGGAGCGGAAGGCGACCUUGCUUCAUCAGACCCUGCAAUAGCUAGGCUGCAAGCAGCCGCCCUGAGAGUGCUACAAACCACGGCGCAUAGCUUUCCACUGGGCGAUGCUGAACGGACCGUUGUCAACCAGGUGCUGACGACUCUCCGCGAGUACCCGUGUCUGGGCGGGUGCGCUGCGCUGCACGCGCUCGUAGCCGCCGCCUGCCGCGCCGCCUGGACUAUCAGCCUGCACUCCCCGCCCCUGAGGAUCGAUACCGACUUCACACCUGUGGUGAUGAACCCAGAGAAACACGUGCGCUUCUCCUCAGGCGAGGCUCGCGAGCGCCGCUCUGACCUGAUCAAGUCGUUCGUCUGGCCAGCACUGAUGGACGGGCCUCGCUGCGUCUUCCGAGCUGUUGUGCUCACUUAAGCUCUUGCCAAAAUGUAGAGUCGAAAUGGUGAGUUGUCACACUCCGAGCGCUCGCCACCGCACUUUAUGUGACGCCCGCAGUGUGACAUCACAUUUCUGUUCACCGCACUGCCGGCGGCGUAGCAUUAGCGCCCCGUCACGCCGGAAAUGUGACGAGAGUUAAAUUUUUCAUUACAAUCACUGACCAACCUUGCCAACCCUGGUCACUAAUAGUGACUGGGUCCAAUAACAAGCCACGAUGAUAAGUUAGUGCUAUUAUAAAUGUACUGCAUUUGAACUGCACGCCAGCUGCAAGACUGCUACUAGGAUCCAGUUUGUGUGCGGUUGGCAUAGCUGAGUGGAUGCGAACCAACUGUAAUCUAACAAUAAUAAAAUGCAGUUCUUUUACAGUUCGAUUGUAGUCGGUUAAAAACAUUCUGUUGCAGUCUGGAUUAAAAAAAAUAUAUUAAAAAUGCAAUAUCGCUGUUUGCAUACCGUCCUACCGCUAGGAUAGUUUGAAUGUGAAGAUAAGUUAUUAUUUAUGUAUCAUUACAAUCCAUUUCGUUUUUAACUUAACGUAAGCUCACGACUAUAUUCCUAAUUGGGGUAGUCAGAGGUACGUUAAUCGCCUCACCGAGCUUUCUGUCAGAUCAAUUCCGUUGUUAACUUGACUGAUAUUUUAUCAAGAGAAUAAAACUCAUAUUCUGAUACUAUUUGUUAUAAUUGUUAUACGGUAUUGUAACGAUGGAUUAUUUAAAUCCAACCGGGGGUUAUUUAGGGUUGAUGGGGUUGGUGAUCCACCUCACAACCCACACGAUAGAAGAAGAAGACCCACCCGGGAAUCAAACCGGAACAUGUGGUUUGGGGGUUGCGGCGUCCAGCCAGAGGUCACCAUAGUUGUUUAAAAUCUUUAUUCAUGACUAUAAGUUGUAUGAAUUGUAAUAAUGAUAAUUAUAUACUUAUUGCUUUACCAAUACAAAUAAGCGGUAAACGUGUGUUUAUGUAUUUGACAGCCAAGCAAAUUUUAUUUCAUACAUACAUACAUACAUAAACUCACGCCCGUAAUCCCAAAUGGGGUGGGCAGAGCCACAAGUAAUCAAAGACAACUUGCAGCCACUGUUGAUACGAAGUCCUAAGAUGGAUAUGAUGAACCUUAUGGUGAUAAGGGAUCAGCCUAUCGCCCAUAACAUUAGUCCAUCAUGUUAGAGGACGCAAUCCCUCUGUCGGUUUUUACGACAUGCCCGGGAAGACAAGCAGCUGAACGUGUUCUAUGUUUUUUAUUUGCUCCCAGAACAGCAUAGAAGCAAUUUUAUUUCAAUUACCUUAUAAUCUAAAUAUAUAAAAGGAGAAACUGACUGACUGACAUAUCAACGCACAGCCUAAACGGCUAAACGUAGGCAUUUGAAUUUUGGAAAGGACGUAGCUUAGGUACUGAAGAGGUGCACUAAGAAAGGAAUUCUCGAAAUUCCCACGGGAACGGGAAUUAGCGGGAAAAGACAUUUGUAUGAAAAAAACAUUCUCAUCUCUGAAUUCCAGACGAAAGCUUAUACGUACUUCAGGGUUAGCCUCCUCUGAUCGUAUUUUCCUAAAUUUAUAUUAAACCAAAUAAUCAUAAACUAAUAAUCUAAAAAUUAAUAACAAUUCAUUAUUUAACUGAGCUACUUAUACUAUAUCUAACCUCAUUUAAAAAAAAAAUAAGCAUUUUUUAACCUUUCUCCCACACACACAAAGAUCUCUCUUUUAUAACACACCACGCGGACGAAGUCGCGGGCAACAGCUAGUUUAAUUAUAUUUAUACACACACGUUCACUCGCUCGCUUGUUUAUUGGUAAGGCGAUAUAAGUCAUUAUUAAGUAGUGUUUAUUUUCAUUUUAAUUAAGAAAUUACGAAUUACUUGUACAAAAUUAACAUUCGUUUAAACUAAGCCAG